This is a messenger RNA of Carassius auratus (goldfish), 2487 nucleotides long. Its product is annotated as C1q-related factor-like. Lineage: Eukaryota; Metazoa; Chordata; Actinopteri; Cypriniformes; Cyprinidae. Gene Ontology annotation, molecular function: protein binding. The record is from RefSeq and is a predicted model, not a curated record. The coding region runs from base 244 to 1035 and encodes 263 amino acids. The transcript has 2 exons.
GAGCGUGUGCAUGUGGGUCUCUUUCACCCUCACCCGCUCCUCAACACGCUUGGGAUCCUAGGGCUUGGCGACUUUCCCCCGGGACCCCUCCCCCCCUGCACCCCUCUGUCUGUCUCUCUCUCUGCGGUCUCCUCUUCUCCAGCAGUCACCAUUUCGGCUCCCGGCAGACCCACGCUGGCUGCCCAGCCACUCCCGCGCCUCAGCCUGGGCAGGAAGACCCUGGUGGCGGCCGCCGUAGGGGUCAUGCUGGUGCUGGUGCUGGUGGUGCUCAUCCCCGUGCUGGUCAGCUCCGUGAGCAAUGACAACAGCCACUAUGAGAUGCUGGGCACCUGUCGAAUGGUGUGCGACCCGUACCAGAACAAGGGCACCAGCACGGGCAUCGCCAGCACCGGCUCUUCUGUGCAGGCCGAGGCCGAGGCUCUGGCCGACCACAGCAACAUGCCUCCACCCUCCACGCUCCUCCAGGGGCCACAGGGGAAGCCGGGCCGGCCAGGCAAACCGGGACCUCCAGGGCCACCAGGGGAGCCAGGGCCCCCGGGUCCGAUGGGGCCCCCGGGGGACCAGGGGGACAGGGGCCGAAGCGGGGUCCUGAGUCUGGGCAAUGAUGGAGCUAUCAGCACGGUUACAUACAACACGCACCCACGGGUGGCUUUCUACGCGGGACUGAAGAACCCACAUGAGGGCUAUGAGAUCCUCAAGUUCGACGAUGUGGUCACCAACCUCGGCAACAACUAUGAUGGCACUUCGGGCAAGUUCAUCUGCAGCGUGCCGGGCACAUAUUUCUUCAUCUACCACGUCCUGAUGAGAGGAGGCGACGGAACCAGCAUGUGGGCUGACCUGUGCAAGAACGGACAGGUGCGAGCCAGCGCGAUCGCUCAAGAUGCUGAUCAGAACUAUGACUACGCCUCAAACAGUGUGAUUCUGCAUCUCGACGCCGGCGAUGAAGUCUACAUCAAACUGGAUGGCGGCAAAGCCCAUGGGGGCAACAACAACAAAUACAGCACAUUCUCUGGCUUUAUUCUUUACGCCGACUGAAUAUGUGAGCGCAGAGGAAAAGCAGUUGGAAAGAAAGAAAUAUAGCAAAGGGAAAGUGGAAGUGAAGGAAGGAACAUUUAACAUCCCAGCGCUUAAUUUGACCAGGAUCUCUCCAUUGCUUCAGCACACAUUUUGACAGAAAGAGACUCAGUGGAACGAGGGUUCAGUAGCUCCUCGUCGAAUCACCUUAUUGAUUGAUGAAAGACAAGGAAAUAAAGUGAUAAAAGUGACGUUUUUCUCUUUCGGUGUUGAAAGGGCAUUAAGACUCCAAGAGACACUGGCAGAAAUCUUUAAACUCAUCCUCAUGUGACUUUCCUCAGUAAAACUCUUUUUGCCCACAGAUAUCUAAUGUUAAAAAUAUCACUGACAACCUGUGGGAAAAAGUAUGUUACUUUCGAAGGAUAUAUGAAUCUGAUGACAACUUAUGUGUUCAAAUAGUUCUAAGGCCUGUGUCCGGUUUCUCCUUACCUCUAUAUUGGACACAGCACCCCCUGUUGGCUGUUGUUGGUAACUGGUUUCCAUCUGCAUUCUUUCCGUAUGUGUUGUACUCUGGUGGGACUGCAGUAGCUGAUGAACGUUGUGAAUGAAUGCUAUUCCUUACAAGCACUUGAUACUCAAUUUAGACAAUUGGUACUCUGCUACUCCCGCUUCCCUCGACUCCUUUUCUUCCCUGUCAAUUAGCACUCGACCCUAAUACCGCUCCUCUCACUCACCUCCUGCCCCUCCAGAAACACCAGAUGACUUAUAAUAGUCUAAACUCUUUUAUUUUGAAUGAAAGAGACGGCUUAAAGGAUGCUUACGUUUGCUUUGGUGUUAGUUAACUUACUGCAGAUUGAAUGGAGAGCCUGCCAUGAGCACAUAAACAGAAUAUUUUUCUCAAGCUAAAUGUAAAAAAUACAUAACAAGUUCAAAUAAAAACAUAACAAUAGACUUUGGCAAACAUUCUGUGCUUAAAAAGUAUUGAUUUUGAAGAGGGCUGGAGGAGGAGUUGAGGUGCUGCUGGGAGGCUUCACUUGUCACUCAAUCAUUCUUGCUAACAAGUGCAACAACAUGCAGAGCGAAUAUUUACACGCUAAUAUUUUAUUCCGGUGGGGCGAAUGAAUGUGAGAAGAUUUUGUUUAUUUGUAAGUGUGCACGUUCGUUUGUGAGUGUGUUUGAGCGUGUGAGCGUGUGUGUGUGUGUGCGUGUGUGUGUGUGUGUGUCUGUACCAACACCAGAGCAUGAACUACAGUAUAUUUAGUCUUUGCCACAUUACUGGUUUGAGAAAUGUUCUAUGCUUUAGCCGGUCAAAGAUGUGAUAUAGAGCCAAUGAGAUUGCAUCAGACACGUUUAGCUAAGCCUCUACAGAGAAGAUAUAAAAGAAACAAUAAAGCUGUAAAUUAAAUAAAUCUAUGCUAUGUUUGUCAGUCCUACUCUAUCUUUUGGAAAUGUUGAAUAAAUUUAAAUAACAAA